Funneliformis mosseae is the source of this 1613-nucleotide messenger RNA. NCBI's taxonomy places the organism in Eukaryota, Fungi, Glomeromycota, Glomeromycetes, Glomerales, Glomeraceae. The record is from the annotation of a GenBank genome assembly.
AUGGAUGAUUUGAAAUUAGCGAACUUUGAAAUCCCUUCAGAUUUAAUUAAACCUGCGGAUCCACUUGAUGACUCGGAAAGUAAAUGUCGUGUUAAGAAAAGCAUGUAUUUUAAUUCACAUGUGGCUGAAAAGGAAAUCGGAAAAUUCAAAAAAAAUGAUCAAAGACUUUGUGAUUUGGAAAAAGAAGUCAAAUACAUUCAUAAAAUUUGUAAUUGUAGAUCUGUUCUUACAUUCUAUGGUUUUACUCGUCGAAACACAAGUUAUAGUGUUAUUUGGGAAUGGGGUGGUUAUAACCUACAAGAUUAUCUUGCAGAGAACCAGAAUCUGGAAUGGACAAUAAGACUGUCGAUCGCACAAGGGAUUUCUAACGCGUUGAACUUUAUUCAUAAAGAAGAGAUCCUACACUAUGACAUUAGAAGUGAACGUACGGAUCCUAGAUGGACUCCUCCCGAAAAAACUCGAGAUAAAAUGUAUACUAAAGCCAGCGAAAUUUAUAGCUUUUCCAUGGUUCUUUGGGAAAUCAUCAAUAAUCGUACUCCAUUCAACGACAUGUCGCCUGAAGAGAUAACAACCAAGGUUCUCAAUGGGGAACAUCCGCAACCCGAGAGAACCAAUGGCACACCCGUGGAAUAUCAGGAAAUAAUGGAAAAAGGUUGGAAUAUUAAUCCAACGAACCGUCCAACCGCUCAACAAAUGCUUAAUUUAUUAAGUCAUUUGGAAUCACAAGAAUGGCUUGGUCAUAGACUACCUAGAAUUGGAGAUGAUGAACACUCACAGCCCGAUUACCAAACAACACCUUUUUCACCAAAGAACUCUAAAUUACUUGAAUUUCCAAUUUCAAGAUUAACAGAUUUAGCGUCAACAUCAGACUCCUGUAAAGCGGUAUUAAAUUUGUUUGAAGAUGCAAAACGUAAUAGAGAUCUUUUUGAUAGGGGAGUGGAUAUCAUUAAUGGUGGUAAGAUCAUUCUUAAUGAAAUAAAGCAAACUAUCGAUCGAUCAACAAAUCUUUAUUGGAAGGAUUGCAUCGAAGAGUCUUCAGCUUUUCAAAAAUAUAGUAAUUAUUUAUUGAAUAUUGAGGAUGUCAAGGGAUUUAUAGAAGUUGAUGACGACGAGGUUCGACAAGAAAUAACAAUGUUAAAUGAUGAAUUAGAUAACUUAACAAAUGAAUUACGUAAAUUGGUUCAACAAUGGAAAUCAGACUUUAAAAAAUGUGGAGUGACCAAAAGAAAAUUUAAAGCGGCCGCUAAAAUGUUGAUAUUAUAUAAAUCAAUUUCGCCGCCAUCAUCUAAAAUGGACUGUGAAAUCCCAUCAUCUAAAUUGGACUGUGAAAUCCCAUCAUAUCUUGUUGAUACAGAGAAUUCAUCGGUGGUUCCUGGAAGUAAGAAUAUUAAAAAGGGGCUUUAUAUGUACAGUGCUUCGGUGGCUGAAAAAGUCGUUGGAAAAUUUGAAAAGAAUGAUCCAAAACUUAAUGAAUUACAAGACGAAAUUAAUUACCUGAAAAGACUCAGUGAAUGUGAAAAUAUUCUCAAGUUUCAUGGUCUAGUUCGUAGAAACACUAGUUUGAGCGUCAUUAUGAAAUGGGGUGAAUAUAAACUACAACCUUACCUUGAGAA